This is a messenger RNA of Pimephales promelas (fathead minnow), 1649 nucleotides long. The record is from RefSeq and is a predicted model, not a curated record. NCBI's taxonomy places the organism in Eukaryota, Metazoa, Chordata, Actinopteri, Cypriniformes, Leuciscidae.
UCGCCGAGGAAAAACAACAGCCCCUCAAAGGGAUUCUCAGCACAGCUUAGCUUCUUAGUUUGCUCUAAAGUCCUGACUAAUUCUAACUAAUUAAAGCGUUCUUUUUUAAUUUAGAGCUCAGUCAGACUGACACGAUAGUUUGAGUUCAAUUAUUCUAUUGAGCGAACUAACAGUUUUGUUUUACAUCUUUCGCUAAAAUAUGUCAGGCCGCAGUGACAGGCUAACAACGCGCUACUAGCGGUCUAUAAAACUAUUUUACAUAGUUUGGGAAAAAAAUUAAAAAAUACAAUAAAAUAACUUACAUGCCUUAAUUCGUCCAAAAGCUUAGCAAACACAGCAGAGUUGUCUUUGCGUUUAAUAUUAACGUCACACCUCAGGAAUGUGCUAACGUUAGUAUGUCAAAGGUGCAGUCAAACGUCUCUCGGUGAGAGAGCAAGACAAAAGGAUGAUCUUGAAGAUUUAACCAAGCAUUGAGAAACAUGCCUCAACGGAAGAGAGCCCUUGUUCCCAUUAACACAAGACGAAGGGUUAAAGGUGAUGAAGAUUACUUCCCUUUCAACUCCCUACCCAUGGAGUGCCAGCUCCAUGUGCUCUCAUUCCUCAGUGAGGUGGACAAGUGCAACUCGGCCCUUGUGUGUGCAAGCUGGAGUUGCUUAGUGCGCUCCGGGAAGCUCUGGAGAGUUGCGGACUAUUCUCGCCGUGGGGUGUUUCACCUGGGCCAGGAGGGUCUGCUAGUUUCCAACAGAGAGUUUGAGCGCUGGAAAGCUUGGGUUCACCAUUACACCCAUCAUCUUAUAUCCCGUGGGGCUAGUUUGCUCACUCUGAAGGCCAGUUUUGAUCUAGGGGACCUGUGCAAUAAAUGGGGAGAGCUCCUGUCACACCUUCUAGAGAACGUCCAUUGCCGUGAUCUCAGUCAUUUAGAUUUAAACUGGACAUUUACGCUGCUGGAGCCCCUCGACCUCCGUGUUCACACCAGUUCUAGCUCUCAUCAAGACAAUAUUACCAAGAUGGACCAAGUCAAUAACUUCCAGAUUCUCCUCACCAGACUCGUCCACAGCUGUCCCAGGAUAACCAAAAUGCGGCUGCACUUCGACUGGUCCGAAACGUCAGUUACGCUGAUCACUCAGUUUCAACACCUUCGUAUCUUAGAACUGAAGUACUUUUGGGUAUUCAAAGGGGUCAGCCCGAACACUUUACAGACACUGACGAAAUCGCUCCCUAAUCUAAAGUCCCUGACGCUCCAUGUUCUUGUACCUCUGCGAAAUUUAGGCAUCUCGUACACCCUUGAAUCCCUUUCGCUUGAGUUCUUGGAUGUGUCGCCCAGUCGCGGUCUGGUCUUCUCCUGCCUAAACCUUCCAGCGCUGCGAGAGCUGCGGGCGAAGAAGAUCGUUCGGGGCAUUACUCUGGACCGCAGGACUCGACUACAGAUACAGAGCCGAUGGCCCUGCUUGUAUCAGGUCUUGCGUGAGGGAACGCCAAAGCUUCAGGCGCUUAACAAUGAAAGACUCCUUCCCAACUGGAAAGAGCAAAGUUACAGAGAGCUGACGUCAAUCCUCCAGCAGUCUUGCUAUUGCCUUCAGCAUUUAGACAGUUGGCUCUGGUGAAGCUGAAUCUUAAAACAAUCACGGCCACGUCCGGAAGGAAAAACA